GACGACAAAGAACGUAAACAGGAAGAUAGGAAAGGCACACAGUGGUUAUUGCGUGUUAUUGUCUUAAUAUUUUAUUUUGUGACUGAGGAUAUUUCUUCAGACCUGCAAAAUCAGUCAAAAUGGGGAAGCGACAGCACCAGAAAGACAAAAUGUACAUCACAUGUACAGAGUACACGAACUUUUAUGGAGGAAAACGAGCAGAAAUCCCACAAGCAAACUUCAGACGGCUUCCCUUCGACCACUGCAGCUUGUCCCUUCAGCCAUUUGAGUAUCCUGUCUGCACUGAGGAGGGAGUCGUCUUCGACCUGCUGAGCAUUGUUCCGUGGAUUAAGAAGUUUGGUACAAACCCGAUCUCUGGAGAGAAACUGGAAGCAAAGUCCCUCAUCAAACUUAACAUAGCCAAGAACAAUGAUGGAAAGUAUCACUGCCCUGUUCUGUACAACGUCUUCACAAAUAAUUCUCACAUUGUUGCCAACAAGGUCACCGGGAAUGUGUUUUCUUAUGAGGCAGUUGAGCAGUUAAACAUUAAGACCAAAAGUUUUAAAGAUCUGCUCACAGAUGAACCCUUCACAAGGAAAGAUAUUAUAACUCUUCAGGACCCCACAAACCUGGAUAAGUUCAACGUCUCCAACUUUUUCCAUGUCAAGAACGACCUGAAAGUGUUGGACCCAGAUGAGGAAAAGGCCAAGCAGGACCCAGCAUACCAUCUGAAGACCACCAAUCUGGAGACGAGGGAGACUUUAGCGGAGCUUUAUAAAGAAUACAAAGGGGAUGAACUUCUGGCUUCCACCAUGAAGGAGCCGCAGGCCAAGAAGACAGACAAAUUAAAUGCUGUAAGAAAACCAUCCUCACGACACGAGGAAGUGCAGCUGCUGCUGGGCCUUCUUUUCCAGGGCGAUGGUGUUGUGGGUCCUGACGCUAUUGCAGACGACACUGUGCGUUACCAGUAUGUGAAGAAAAAGGGAUACGUACGCCUGCAUACAAACAAGGGAGACCUGAAUCUUGAGUUGCACUGUGAUAAGGUUCCCAAAGCGGGCGAGAAUUUCAUCCGUCUGUGCAAAAAGAGCUACUACGAUGGAACGAUCUUCCACAGGUCCAUCCGGAAUUUCAUGAUUCAAGGAGGAGACCCGACUGGCACAGGCACAGGAGGCGAAUCCUUCUGGGGAAAACCUUUCAAGGAUGAGUUUCGCCCCAACCUAUCCCAUACCGGCCGGGGGAUUCUCAGCAUGGCAAACUCUGGUCCAAACACCAACAAAUCUCAGUUCCUCGAGCCAAAGUUAAUGUUUAUGUUUUGCCUUUUUGUUAUGGUGGCACAGGUGUGUAGCUUUACCUGCGUCUCAGGUGAUGGCAUGUGGGUGUGGUCACAGUCUAUUUACCUGAUGUCGUUGUUCGCAGCAGGUGUUGUUGGGGUGGUCGGUGGAUUUGAGACUCUCACAGCCAUGGAGAACGUGGAGAGCGAUCCCAAAACAGACAAACCAAAGUCGGAGAUCAAGAUCAUAAGCACGACAGUGUUCGUGGACCCGUAUGAAGAAGCUGAUGCACAGAUUGCCGCAGAGCGAGAAAAGGAGCUACAGAAGCAGGAGGAGGAGAAACAGCAGGCCAACGUUGCCCAGAAGAAAGCCAAAGAGGAGCGGGCGCCAAAAACCUUCAAAGCAGGUGUUGGAAAAUACAUCAACCCUGCCACAAUGUAAGGAACACACGUGAAUACAGAUUACUACAGUCUCGCUGUGC
Molecule: messenger RNA, 1731 nt
Organism: Neolamprologus brichardi
Lineage: Eukaryota; Metazoa; Chordata; Actinopteri; Cichliformes; Cichlidae
Source: RefSeq, a predicted model, not a curated record